CGGCACCGCCCUCUCCUGAAUGCGUGUUUUGUAAGUACUGUAGGUCGCGAGAGUCUGGAGAGAGCAGAGGCUGCGGGGGCGCCCUGUUUCCCCUCGCCGUUGUGCCUGCGUGGUUAGGGCACAGCGUCGAGACUCGGGUUUGAUGUUGGCACAGCAGUGCGUGGGUUCGUCAGAGGGGGCAGGGCAGUGCGCAAAACUCAGAAAUCCACCCCCCCACCCCCGUGGGGCUUAGGUUCGAGGGGCUGCGUGGGAGGCAGACAGCAGACAGCACCGCUCACAAGGUGCCGAGUGCGCGGCGGGGAGCGAGGGUGGGAUCGGGGGGUGCGGGGGCGUGUUUUCAACAGGUGAUGAGAAUUGUCAGACACUGAAAGUGGAAGGAUUUCCACAGACAGCGCCCCCGUGUCUGCCGCGUUGCACCUGUGCGCAUGCGUGCGUGCACGUUGUGCGUGCAUUUAGGACGGUCCAGGGGUCUCCGCGAGGAGGAUGGUGAAUAAAGGGCAGGAAGGAGGUGACGCGAGGGCAGUGCAGGGCUGGGAGGAGGCUCCCCGCCGCUGGCGCAGCGGGUAGGACGUCCUGAUUCUGGAGCGUUCUCGGGAUGUGGAAAGAAAGCAGGGAGGCCGGAGGGCCUACUGUAUUGGAGUCUCCGUUUUGGAUUUCCGACACAAAAAGGACUGGUGGACAUCAUGUGUGUGGAAGAGCUAUGCUGGGUGUCCAGGCCUGUCCCUUUGAUUGCCGCUGAUGUGCCACCUACGAACCGGGUGCCUGGAAACCCUGCUCAGCCCCUGUCUGAAUUAUCCCAGAUGCUGAGUUCGUCUUCGGGCAGCAUGGGUCUCUACCGCAUCCGCGUGUCCACCGGCUCCUCGCUGUGCGCGGGCUCCAACAACCAGGUGCGGCUGUGGCUGGUGGGCCAGCACGGCGAGGCGGCGAUCGGGACGCGCCUGAGGCCGGCGCGAGGCCAGGAGACGGAGUUCAAGGUGGAUGUGCAGGAGUACCUGGGCCCGCUGCUGUUCGUGAAGCUGCACAAACGGCACUUCCUUCAGGACGACGCCUGGUUCUGCAACUGGAUCUGGGUGCAGGGCCCCGGGGCCAGUGGGGACGAGUUCAGGUUCCCCUGUUACCGCUGGGUGGAGGGCAGCGGCGUCCUGAGCCUCCCCGAGGGCACCGGCCGGACCGUGGGAGACGACCCUCAAGGCCUGUUCAAGCAACACAGGGAGCAGGAGCUGGAAGAGAGGAGGAAUCUCUACCGAUGGGGAAACUGGAAGGAUGGGCUAAUCCUGAAUAUGGCCGGGGCCACCAUCAGUGACCUCCCUGUAGACGAGCGUUUUCUGGAAGACAAGAAAAUUGAUUUUGAGGCUUCACUGGCCAAGGGGCUGGCAGACCUAGCCAUCAAAGACUCUUUGAAUGUUCUGACUUGCUGGAAUGAUCUGGAUGACUUCAACCGGAUUUUCUGGUGUGGCCAGAGCAAAUUGGCCGAGAAGGUGCGGGACUCCUGGAAAGAGGAUGCCUUGUUUGGGUACCAGUUUCUCAACGGCACGAACCCCGUGCUUCUGAGGCGCUCCACGAGCCUUCCUUCCCGCCUGGUGUUCCCUCCGGGGAUGGAGGAGCUGAAGGACCAGCUGGAGCAGGAGCUGCAGACAAGCACACUGUUCGAGGCGGACUUCUCGCUCCUGGACGGGGUCAAGGCCAAUGUCAUCCUGUGCAGCCAGCAGCACCUGGCCGCCCCUCUGGUCAUGCUCAAACUGCAGCCUGAUGGGAAACUCUUGCCCAUGGUCAUACAGCUCCAGCUGCCACGCGUGGGAUCCCCCCCACCGCCGCUCUUCCUGCCCACGGAUCCCCCGAUGGCCUGGCUCCUGGCCAAAUGCUGGGUCCGCAGCGCUGACUUCCAGAUGCACGAGCUGCAGUCUCACCUGCUGCGGGGACACCUGAUGGCGGAGGUCAUCACUGUGGCCACCAUGAGGUGCCUUCCGUCCAUACACCCCAUCUUCAAGCUUCUCAUUCCCCACCUGCGCUACACCUUGGAAAUUAACCUCCGGGCCAGGAGCGGGCUUGUCUCUGACAUGGGAAUUUUCGACCAGGUGGUGAGCACAGGUGGCGGGGGCCACGUGGAGCUGCUCCAGCGAGCGGGCGCCUUCCUCACCUAUCGCUCCUUCUGCCCCCCUGAUGACCUGGCCGACCGGGGGCUCCUGGGAGUCAAGUCUUCCUUCUACGCCCAAGAUGCCCUGCGGCUGUGGGAAACCCUGGCUCGCUACGUGCAGGCCAUGGUGCAACUGCACUACAAGACGGACGAGGCCGUGAGAGACGAUUUGGAGCUUCAGUCCUGGUGUCGAGAGAUCACUGAGGUCGGGCUGCGCGGGGCCCAGGACCGAGGCUUCCCCAACUCCUUACAGACCCGGGACCAGAUGUGCCAUUUUGUCACCAUGUGCAUCUUCACCUGUACCGGCCAGCACUCCUCCACCCACCUGGGCCAGCUGGACUGGUACUCUUGGGUCCCUAACGCGCCCUGCACCAUGAGAAUGCCCCCGCCGACCACCAAGGACGUGACGCUGAAGACAGUGAUGGCGACACUGCCCAACUUCCACCAGGCUUCCCUGCAGAUGUCCAUCGUCUGGCAGCUGGGCCGACGCCAGCCUGUGAUGGUGGCUCUGGGCCAGCACCAGGAGGAGUAUUUCUCGGGCCCUGGACCCAAGGCCGUGCUGCAGAAGUUCAGGGAGGAGCUGACUGCCCUCCAGAAGGAAAUUGAGACCCGGAAUGCAAAGCUGGACAUGCCCUAUGAGUAUCUGCUGCCCCGCCUGGUGGAAAACAGCGUGGCCAUCUGA
Molecule: messenger RNA, 2816 nt
Organism: Ailuropoda melanoleuca (giant panda)
Lineage: Eukaryota; Metazoa; Chordata; Mammalia; Carnivora; Ursidae
Gene: ALOX15
Product: arachidonate 15-lipoxygenase
Exons: 16
Coding region: 684-2816 (710 amino acids)
Biological process (GO): lipid oxidation
Molecular function (GO): iron ion binding; protein binding; oxidoreductase activity, acting on single donors with incorporation of molecular oxygen, incorporation of two atoms of oxygen
Source: RefSeq, a predicted model, not a curated record